This is a messenger RNA of Cebus imitator (Panamanian white-faced capuchin), 2767 nucleotides long. RefSeq names its product inositol-3-phosphate synthase 1 (gene ISYNA1). The transcript has 11 exons. Gene Ontology annotation, molecular function: inositol-3-phosphate synthase activity. The record is from RefSeq and is a predicted model, not a curated record. The coding region runs from base 569 to 2245 and encodes 558 amino acids. Gene Ontology annotation, biological process: phospholipid biosynthetic process; inositol biosynthetic process. Lineage: Eukaryota; Metazoa; Chordata; Mammalia; Primates; Cebidae. Gene Ontology annotation, cellular component: cytoplasm.
CCCCCCUGAGAUGGAUGGGGGUGGGCACAGGGAGCCAGGAGAUGGGAGUGCCCGGUAGGUGCUGCUGCCCAUGAAGUGGAGUAGGUGGCAGCGUGGCUCCGAGGAGAUUCUGGCUUUGGAGUUCUGGUCCUCUGCCUCAGUUUCCCCUGCAGUCUCUCUGACCCAGAACCUCUACCCCCUCCCCCAGAGGCCCAGCUUCCCUGCCCAGCUCCACCCCGACUUGUGGCCCAGCUCCUGCUUAUCCUCAUUGUCCUCUUGUAAAGGCGGAAUAGGCAGCCAUGUGCCCCUGAGGACUGCGGAGCGAGCGAGGUGAACCAGUACUCGCAGCGCUCGAGGACGCCCGGCUACUUCCGCCAGACGGGGACCCGAUGGCUGCGGUGGCUCCGGGUUGCGCCUCGAACCCGGGUCUGCAGACGAUGGGCCCCUCCCCCCAGGCGCGGGAGAGGCGGGGGCGGCGGUGGGGGCGGAGCGGGGGCGGGGCCGGAGCGCUUUUCUCCGGAGGUCGCGCGCCCGAGAGCCCGCGCUGUCCGCUGCCGCUGCCUGAGCUGACUCCGCGCCGCCCGCUGCGAUGGAGGCCGCCGCCCAGUUCUUCGUCGAGAGCCCGGACGUGGUCUACGGCCCCGAGGCUAUCGAGGCGCAAUACGAGUACCGGACGACGCGCGUCAGCCGCGAGGGCGGCGUCCUCAAGGUGCACCCCACGACGAUGCGCUUCACCUUCCGGACCGCCCGGCAGGUGCCCCGGCUCGGGGUCAUGCUUGUCGGCUGGGGCGGGAACAACGGCUCCACGCUCACCGCCGCGGUGCUGGCCAACCGACUGCGUCUGUCCUGGCCCACGCGCAGCGGCCGCAAGGAGGCCAACUACUACGGCUCGCUGACUCAGGUGGGCACCGUGAGCCUGGGCUUGGACGCCGAGGGCCAGGAGGUGUUUAUGCCCUUCAGUGCACUGCUGCCCAUGGUGGCGCCCAACGACCUCGUGUUUGAUGGCUGGGACAUCUCGUCGCUGAACCUCGCCGAGGCGAUGCGGCGCGCGAAGGUGCUGGAUUGGGAGCUGCAGGAGCAACUGUGGGCGCACAUGGAAGCCCUUCGGCCUCGGCCUUCCGUCUACAUCCCCGAGUUCAUCGCGGCCAACCAGAGCACGCGCGCGGACAAUCUCAUUCCGGGCUCGCGCGCGCAGCAGCUGGAGCAGAUCCGCAAGGACAUCCGAGACUUCCGGUCUAGCGCGGGGCUGGAUAAAGUCAUCGUGCUGUGGACGGCCAACACAGAGCGCUUCUGUGAGGUGGUUCCAGGCCUCAACGACACGGCCGAGAACCUGCUGCGCACCAUUGAGCUUGGCCUGGAGGUGUCUCCCUCCACACUCUUCGCCGUCGCCAGCAUCCUGGAGGGCUGUGCCUUCCUCAAUGGGUCCCCGCAGAACACCCUGGUGCCCGGAGCUCUUGAGCUCGCGUGUCAGCGCCGGGUUUUCGUGGGCGGAGAUGACUUCAAGUCUGGCCAGACCAAAGUCAAGUCUGUGCUCGUGGACUUCCUCAUCAGCUCUGGCCUCAAGACCAUGUCCAUCGUGAGUUACAACCACCUGGGCAACAACGACGGGCAGAACCUGUCGGCACCGUUGCAGUUCCGCUCUAAGGAGGUGUCCAAGAGCAACGUAGUGGACGACAUGGUGCAGAGCAACCCCGUGCUCUACACGCCCGGCGAGGAGCCCGACCACUGCGUGGUCAUCAAGUACGUGCCGUACGUGGGCGACAGCAAGCGCGCGCUGGAUGAGUAUACGUCGGAGCUAAUGCUGGGCGGGACCAACACACUGGUGCUGCACAACACGUGCGAGGACUCCCUGCUGGCCGCACCCAUCAUGCUAGACCUGGCGCUGCUGACCGAGCUGUGCCAGCGCGUGAGCUUCUGCACUGACGCCGACCCCGAGCCGCAGACCUUCCACCCUGUGCUGUCCCUGCUCAGCUUCCUCUUCAAGGCGCCGCUGGUGCCGCCGGGCAGCCCGGUGAUCAAUGCGCUUUUCCGCCAGCGCAGCUGCAUCGAGAACAUCCUCAGGGCCUGCGUGGGGCUCCCGCCACAGAACCACAUGCUCCUGGAGCACAAGAUGGAGCGCCCAGGGCCCAGCCUCAAGCAAGUUGGACCCCUGGCUGCCACCUGCCCUGUGUCAAAGAAAGGACCGGUACCUGCUUCCACCAACGGCUGCACCGGUGAUGCCAAUGGGCACCCACAAGUGGAGGAACCCCAGAUGCCCACCACCUGAGGCCCCUGUCACACAGCUUCCCAGCCCUUCCUCCCCGCUGUCCCCCAGGACCCCACCUUUCCAGGCUGCCCCAAAGACAAUAAAGCCGCUGCCACUCUCAGCUGUCCUUCCACCUGGGGUUCUUGGGGCCUGGCACCUGGCUCUGCCUUCCUCUACUUCCCCAACUCUGAGCGCCCAGCUUCCCGUCCCAAUCCUUCUGCCCAUGGUUGCCACCCCAACUCCCAGGGAGAGCCCAGAACCCACAGCCUCAGUCGAAUGUGGGGCUAGAUGGGGGGUGGGGUGGGAAACAAGACCACAAGGUGGACAGCGUGGUGGUCGAAGACCAAAGAGGGAAUCAGACACGCUACCAAAAACCAAAACCAGGUUCCAUUUAUUGAUGGGGCCCACCCCCUGACGUCCUGGGGAGAGGGGACCCCCCCCAAAGAGCCCUUCUUUCUGGAACAAAAUACAAAUGGCAGGAAGGGUCCAUACAGAAAAGAACGUCUCUGAGGUCCUUGCGUUUUUAAUAAAAUGAUAAAAGUC